Molecule: messenger RNA, 457 nt
Organism: Racocetra fulgida
Lineage: Eukaryota; Fungi; Glomeromycota; Glomeromycetes; Diversisporales; Gigasporaceae
Source: the annotation of a GenBank genome assembly
AUGAAGGCAUUUGAUCGAGAAAGAAAGGGGUGGAAUCAGAAUUCGUUACGAAAUAAUACCGAGAUUCAAAAGUUAUGCACCCACGCUUUGAAGGUUAUUAAUGAGCAUAAGCAAAUACAAAAUGAAAAUACUAAUCUUAUUUCUCAUAACGCACAAAAGGAUAUUUUUAUUGCUGAAUCCAAGGCUGAGAAUGUUACGAAAUCCAAGAAAAUUAAAUCACUCGAGUUUAUGAUCAAGAUAUUGGAAAGUAAGUUGUCUUCAGCCCAGAAAGAUGUGAUUUCGAUUCAAAGCGACUCAUCGAAAAAAGAAUCCGAGAUUUUAUCUCUCAAGUCUAAAAUAGUUGAAGUAGAACAUGAGUUAGCUUCGAAAGCUAUAUCAAACCCCAUACUUGGUGGAGAUGACGAGGGGCAGAGCCCCAUUGUUUCCAAAAUAAAAAAUACGCAAAGCGGGGAACAAA